This is a messenger RNA of Bradysia coprophila, 3023 nucleotides long. RefSeq names its product exosome complex exonuclease RRP44-like protein Dis3 (gene Dis3). Gene Ontology annotation, biological process: nuclear mRNA surveillance of mRNA 3'-end processing; rRNA catabolic process. NCBI's taxonomy places the organism in Eukaryota, Metazoa, Arthropoda, Insecta, Diptera, Sciaridae. Gene Ontology annotation, cellular component: cytoplasmic exosome (RNase complex); nuclear exosome (RNase complex). The record is from RefSeq and is a predicted model, not a curated record. Gene Ontology annotation, molecular function: RNA binding; 3'-5'-RNA exonuclease activity; endonuclease activity.
GUGAUGGAUGGCGUUUCUUUGACAUUUCCAUUUGUUUUGACAUGGUUGACAACCGGUUGAACACGCAAUUUUAAAACUUAAAAAAUGCUUACGAGUAAAGUAUUUUUACGCAAAACUAAACGAGGCAACAUAUUAAAGAUUGUCCGAGAACACUAUUUACGCGAUGACAUCUACUGUGGAUCGGAGUUCUGUGUUGAAUGUGACCACGAACCGCACGAUAAGGUCUUAGCGAAGCAGCCGGAAUCUAAGAGCAGCCUCUACCCAUUUCCACAUUAUUUGGUGUUGGACACGAAUGCCGUUCUAGACCAUAUCGACGUGUUUGAGGAAGAUGUUCUUAGCGAUGUCAUCGUCUUAUACACCGUACUUGAUGAAAUCAAGCACAAAAGCUCGUCCGUCUACAAGAAAUUUCGUGAAGUUGUUGCAGAUCGGUCGCGUAAUUUUUACAUUUUUGUGAACGAACACCACAGGGAAACGUACGUUGUAAGACUUCCCGGUGAAUCAGCCAACGACCGAAAUGAUCGGGCAAUUCGAGUCGCCACAAAAUGGUAUGACAAUCACCUACAACAUAAAAAACAUCGCAUCCGAGCCGUCCUGUUGACUGACGAUGCUGAUAAUCGUCGAAAGGCUUUGGAUGACGGACUGUUGGUGUGUUCAGCCGCCGAUUAUGUCAAGUCAUUGACGGAUCAUCCGACUCUGCAAGACAAGCUGUCGCAUAAAAAUUAUGAUACGGAGAGCACUAAGGUGGCAAUUUAUCCACCGCAUUUGACACCAUCGCAAAUUCAUGAGGGCAUCAAGGACGGUCUGUUACAUCAAGGUGCCUUUGCCGCUUCACGGGAAAACUAUUUGGAGGGAUCAGUCAAUGUGGAAGGCUACGAAAAGUUUAUAUUGAUCCAAGGACGGGAUGCACUGAACCGGGCCGUUGAUGGUGAUAUCGUAGCCGUUGAAAUAUUACCGGAAGAAAAGUGGACGGCUCCCAGCGAAAUUAUUUUGCAAGACGACACCGAAAAUCCGGACGAUGUACUGGAAGAAGAAGCCAAUUUCCUACCUCAAAUCAAAGCGACCGAUGUGGCUGAACGAUCGCCGACCGGUCGCAUUGUUGGUAUAAUUCGUCGAAAGUGGCGGCAAUAUUGUGGCAUAUUACAACCGAAUUUGGUGCAAGGAGCGACCAGGCAUAUUUUUGUGCCUGCCGAACGGAAGAUUCCGAAGAUCAGAAUCGAAACGAGGCAAGCGGAACAGUUACACAUGCAACGAAUCAUAGUGGCCAUCGAUCAAUGGCCGAGACAUUCAAGAUAUCCCAAGGGUCAUUUUGUGCGAGCGCUUGGACCACUCGGCGACAAGGCCACGGAAAACGAAGUACUUCUGCUGGAGCACGAUGUUCCACACAGCAAAUUCUCGGAGGAAGUUCUCAGUUUCCUACCCAAGUUACCUUGGACGAUAACAGAUGAAGACAAAGCUAAGCGAGUAGACUUACGUGACAUCUGCAUUUGUUCCGUUGAUCCACCCGGUUGUACCGAUAUUGAUGAUGCGUUGCAUUGUCGGAAUUUACCGAAGGGGAAUCUUGAAGUUGGUGUACACAUUGCCGAUGUCAGUCAUUUCAUUCGACCGGGAAAUGCUCUCGAUAAAGAAGCAUCUCAACGGGCAACGACGGUCUACCUAGUUGACAAACGUAUUGACAUGGUGCCGGAGUUGUUGUCUUCCAACUUGUGUUCGUUGCGUGGCAAUGAAGUUAGAUUCGCUUUCUCUUGCAUAUGGGAAGUGGACGAGGAAGCCAACAUUUUGAAUACUAAAUUCCACAAGAGCAUCAUCGAAUCGAAAAAGGCAAUGACCUACGAAGAAGCUCAACUUAUCAUCGACGAUCCGAGCCAGCAACACGAUAUUGCCAUGUCGUUGAGAAAUCUCAACAAAUUGGCGAAAGUGUUAAAGCGACGACGAGUGGAGAGUGGUGCUCUGGUUUUGGCAUCGCCCGAAAUUCGUUUUCAAAUCGACAACGAGACUCAUGAUCCCAUUGAAGUUGAAGCGAAAAAAAUUCGCGACACCAAUUCAAUGGUCGAAGAGUUUAUGUUACUGGCCAAUGUAUCCGUCGCUGAGAAAAUUGAAAAAGAAUUCCCGGAAUUUGCUAUGCUGCGUCGGCAUCCCGAACCGCCUCAGACCAAUUUUGAGCCGUUAAUCAAAGCGGGCCGUAAUCAAGGUUUCGACAUCGACACAUCAACGGGACGACAGUUGGCUCUGUCAUUGGAUGAAGCAAAGAAACCGGACAACCCUUACUUCAACACUAUGCUGCGAAUAUUGGCCACUCGUUGCAUGAUGCAAGCUGUCUAUUUCAUUAGCGGAACAACUCAAAAAGCGGAGUUUUUCCAUUACGGUCUGGCUGCUCCAAUUUAUACACAUUUUACGUCACCCAUUCGACGUUACGCGGACAUAAUCGUUCAUCGAUUGUUAGCGGCUUGCAUAGGUGCCGACAGCACGUAUCCCGAAUUACUGGACAAGCGUAAAACAUCGGCCCUGUGUAACAACCUUAAUUAUCGGAAUCGAAUGGCACAAUAUGCGGGUAGGGCAUCGGUGGCACUGAAUACCCAUUUGUUUUUCAAAGGUCGCACACAGGAAGAGGAAGGUUAUGUGCUGUUUGUUCGCAAAAAUGCAUUGCAGGUGCUAAUACCGAAAUUUGGCUUGGAGGGUACCAUUUACGUAUCCGGCAAGAAAGGCCAAGGGAAAAAGUUUGCCGUCGAAUUUGUAUACAACGAGGAGGAACACACCCAACAAUGUGGAAAUGUUGUAUUCCACUCAUUUGAUCCAGUUACCGUUCGUCUGAGUCUGGAUUCGUCGAAUGUUCAGCACGAAAAGUUAGUUCUCGAGCUUGUCAAACCGUACAUCGAAGGAUUCAGUGUUCGAUCGAUCCAAGACGACGAUCAGCAAAUGGACGAACCCAUGCCACUGGCUGCGAAACGGAAAACACCUAACAAAAGUGAUGGCAAUGUAAAGGCAAAGAAGAAGUCGAAGUAAACGUUUUUCUUUUAAUGUGGAAA